UUGUUGCUGUUGCUCGUCGCCGUCGUGGACGUGCCGCAAAGCCUAGGAUUGAAGCCUGGACUUCGUGCCGUUGAUUUGGAAAGCAAGGAACCUGCGGUGGAAUCUGGGUUCUUCUCCAGAACUCUUAGCUGGAGAAAUUCAACAGUGGGCGGCCACCCAUGGCAGGUCUCCCUAAAGUUAGGCGAGCACCACUUCUGUGGAGGAAGCUUGAUUGAAGACGAUCAGGUGGUUACAGCAGCGCACUGCCUGGCUAGCCUCAAUGAGAAGCAACUUAAGGGUCUAACUGUGACUUCUGGAGAGUACAGCCUCCUUCAGAAAGAUAAGCAAGAACAGAAUAUUCCUGUCUCAGAAAUUAUUAUCCAUCCUGAGUACAACAGGCUUGGAUAUAUGAGUGCUGAUAUUGCACUGCUGUAUCUAAAACACAAAGUGAAGUUUGGAACUGCUGUUAAACCAAUCUGUCUUCCCAACAGAGAGGAUAAACUUAAAGCAGGGAUUCUUUGUAUGGCCAGUGGAUGGGGCAAGAUUUCAGAGAUGUCAGACUAUUCCAAUGUCCUACAGGAAGUGGAACUUACCGUCAUGGAUGACAGAACGUGUAAUACUGUGCUCAAGAGUAUGAACCUCCCUCCUCUGGAAAGGACCAUGAUGUGUGCUGUUUCUCCUGGUGGGGGAAUGGAUGCCUGCCAGCGUGACUCUGGAGGACCACUGGUGUGCAGAAGAGGUGGUGGAAUCUGGAGUCUUGCUGGGAUAACUUCCUGGGUAGCUGGUUGUGCUGGAGGUUCAGCUCCUCUAAGAUACCACCAUAGGAAGGCAUCGCUUGGCAUUUUCUCCAAGGUGUUGGAGUUGAUGGAUUUUAUCACUCAAAACAUGAUCAGAGAUUUGGAUCGGGGCAAACCCUUCUCAAGAAUGAGUCAAAGGAGUGUGACAAAGGGCCUGAGUUCUGCCCAAGGUGUGCGUGGAAGCCAGAGAGGAAAGGAUUACAAACCUCAGGGGACAAUGUUAUUUGCAGAAAGUGGGAAGAUUCAUUACCCCUAUUCCAAAGAAGACAACUAUUCUCCUAAUAGCUUAUGUACCUGGAAAAUAAUAGUACCACAAGAUAAAAUCAUCCUGAUAAAAUUUACAAAUUUAGACAUAGAAAAUCAAGUUGGGUGUGAUCAUGAUUUUGUAUCUUUACAAUCAAGCACUGGAAUGCUAAUUAGUAAGGUCUGUGGGGAUACACUGCCCUCACCAUUGCUGACAGAGACCAGUGAGGCCACAGGUACGUUUGUUUCUGAUACAGAAAACAGGGGCAGCGGAUUUGAGCUUACCUGUACUGCUGUACAGAAUUCAGAAGCAGGUUCAGGUUAUUGGAGUGUGGCUGUAUUGGCAGAAGAAGGGACAAUUCACUCUGCCAGUUGUCCUGACUCAUAUCCCUGCAGUGUACAGUGUCAUCGGUUCAUUCGUGCUCCAGAGAAACACGUUAUAAAGUUGACCUUUGAGGACUUUACUGUUGAAUUUAAUCCAAACCAUAUUUAUGAGGCGGUUGUGAUUUAUGGUGAUUCCAAAGAAGAACCUGAGUUAGCUAAACUUUGUGGAAUCUUGAACAUCACUCCGCUAUUCAGUCCUAAUAACAUGAUGCUGACACAUUUUACAAAUGAUGGUGAAAAUAAUAGAGGCUUCAAGGCUAGAAUCACCUUUUUGCUCUCAGACACUUCAAAUGAAAUUGAACUGACAUCACCUCCCAAAACCAAUCCUGUAUCUGCUGCAAAAGCUAUUCCAUAUGGUGUUUGUGGCAUUCCUCCAUUUAGUCCCCAGUGGCUUUCCAGAAGAAUUGCAGGAGGGGAAGAAGCCUGCCCCCACUGUUGGCCAUGGCAGGUGGGUCUAAGGUUUCUAGGAGAGCACCAGUGUGGAGGUGCCAUCAUUAGGCCAACUUGGAUUCUGACUGCAGCCCACUGUGUGCAAUCGAAAAAUAAUCCACUCUCUUGGACUAUUAUUGCUGGGGACCAUGAUAGAACCCUGAAGGAAUCAACUGAGCAGGUGAGAAGGGCCAAACGCAUAGUGGUGCAUGAAGACUUUAAUAUUCUGAGCUAUGACUCUGACAUCGCCCUCAUACAGCUGAGCUCUCCAUUGGAGUACAACUCAGCAGUGAGGCCGGUGUGUCUCCCACAUGGCCCAGAGCCUCUGUUUUCCUUGGAGAUCUGUGCUGUGACCGGAUGGGGAAGCAUCAGUAAAGAUGGUGGCCUAGCACGUCGCUUACAGCAAAUUCAAGUGUCUGUGUUAGAAAGAGAGGUCUGUGAACACACUUACUAUUCUGCUCACCCCGGAGAGAUCACAGAGAAGAUGAUCUGUGCUGGCUUUGCUGCAUCUGAAGGGAAAGAUUUCUGCCAGAAGCAGACUCGGAGACAAAGACUCAAGUGUAAUGAUCUGUUUUAG
This is a messenger RNA of Lemur catta (Ring-tailed lemur), 2409 nucleotides long. Its product is annotated as ovochymase-1-like. Gene Ontology annotation, biological process: proteolysis. The record is from RefSeq and is a predicted model, not a curated record. NCBI's taxonomy places the organism in Eukaryota, Metazoa, Chordata, Mammalia, Primates, Lemuridae. Gene Ontology annotation, molecular function: serine-type endopeptidase activity.